AUGCGUAUAAAUAGGCUGUUUGAUUUAGAUAGAGCGUUCAAUUUGCUCUUAGUUCUUCAACGAGAAAGAAGAAUAUUAGUACAAGCACCAUGUACAAGGUCUUGGCUGUCUGUUUGUGCCUUUUGGCCAUCGCCAACGUUGGCGUCUUGGGUGGUUUGCUUGCUGCAGCACCAGCGGCUAUCAUCGCGAAACCUGCUCUUAUUGCUGCCUCUCCCAUUGUUAAGACUCCCGCUUUAGCCAUUCGACCUGCCCUCUCACAUGCAGCUCCAGCUGCCAUUACAUUAGCCGUUCCGGCCGCACAUGCAGCUCCAGCUGCCAUCACAUUGACCGCUCCGGCUGCACAUGCUGCUCCUUGGGCCGCUGCUCCUUGGGCCGCUGGUCCUUGGGGCUCUGGUCUUAAAUUAGGCUAAAUCUUAUUUUGAAAUAUGGAACUACUUAGUAAAUACAAAGUAACAGUAACGUAACAUUAAUGUUAUAAUUUUCCACUCAACAAUGUAACUGCUACGUACAAGGCAUGUUACAUCGCAUUAAUGUUACGUUACCGUUUGUGUUUACUGUAAUCUCUAACAUUGAUUCACAAUCGGUUGAUACAUCCCUUGAAACUGACGUUCACUAAAUUCUCCCCUACUCCGAAAUAAUGUUUUCCUUGUACUCAAAAACUUUUGUAAAUUAUUGAAAUUUUCCUAUAAAAAGUUAAUAAAAUUCUCUUACCCGAAAUA
Messenger RNA from Pseudomyrmex gracilis, 719 nucleotides. Its product is annotated as cuticle protein 63-like. NCBI's taxonomy places the organism in Eukaryota, Metazoa, Arthropoda, Insecta, Hymenoptera, Formicidae. The coding region runs from base 90 to 410 and encodes 106 amino acids. The record is from RefSeq and is a predicted model, not a curated record. The transcript has 3 exons.